Corvus hawaiiensis (hawaiian crow) is the source of this 3565-nucleotide messenger RNA. RefSeq names its product sterol O-acyltransferase 1 (gene SOAT1). The coding region runs from base 62 to 1717 and encodes 551 amino acids. Gene Ontology annotation, biological process: cholesterol metabolic process; cholesterol efflux. The transcript has 16 exons. Gene Ontology annotation, molecular function: fatty-acyl-CoA binding; cholesterol O-acyltransferase activity; cholesterol binding. The record is from RefSeq and is a predicted model, not a curated record. Gene Ontology annotation, cellular component: endoplasmic reticulum membrane. NCBI's taxonomy places the organism in Eukaryota, Metazoa, Chordata, Aves, Passeriformes, Corvidae.
GAGCGGAGCGGCGGCGGCGGCGGCGGCGGCAGCGGCUCGGCAGCCCCUGAGCUAGGUAACCAUGGCAGGUGAUGACUGUGUAAGGAAACGCCAGUCUGGCUCCACUGCAACCUGCAAGACCCCUGAGAAUGAAGAGACACAGAGGAGACCUGAGAGCGAGAGGUCCUUUCAAAACUCAAGCAAUGGCUGGGUUGAUGUUGACCACGUGAUAACGAGGAAAAUGCAGCUAAUAGCAGAAGCUGAGCAACUGAAGCCAGCUUUCAUGAAGGAGGUGGACAGUCACUUCACAGAGUUUGUGAACAGUUUGGUGGCAAAAUCAGCACUCCUGGACUCCUCAUCUCCAGCCUCCCUUUUCCCAGCUUCCUGUGCCGAGAAGGAACUGCACAAAGCCAAGAAUUCGAGGGCCCCUCCAGAACAUGGGAAAAUCUUUACUGCCAGGAGGUCUCUCUUGGAUGAGCUGUUUGAAGUGAGUCACAUCAGGACAAUCUACCACAUGUUCAUCGCUCUUCUUAUUGUCUUCAUCCUCAGUACACUUCUAGUAGACUUCAUUGAUGAAGGAAGGCUGGUCCUUGGAUUUGAUCUCCUGGUCUUUGUUUUUGGAAAGUUCCCCAUUGUCUUCUGUACUUGGCUGUGCAUGUUCGGUGCCACAGUAGUUGUUCCAUACAACCUUUUUGUCUGGUGGGCCCAAGGCUACUCCAGUUCCUCCCAUCGUGCAAUCCACUCUUUCUUCUACGGGAUGCUGUUCACACUCUUCCAAAUAGCUGGGCUUGGGUUUGGACCAACCUAUGUUGCUGUGUCCUAUGCCCUGCCUCCAGCUUCCCGCUUCAUUGUAAUACUGGAACAGGUUCGUCUUGUCAUGAAGGGUCAUUCCUUCAUCCGGGAGAACGUACCCAGAGUGCUGUCCUCGGUAAAGGACAAGUCUGGCACAGUACAUAUUCCCAGAAUUUCUCAGUACCUGUACUUCCUCUUUGCUCCCACCCUCAUCUACAGAGACAACUAUCCCAGGAAUCCCACGAUAAGAUGGGGCUAUGUGGCCACCAAGUUUGCACAGGUGCUUGGUUCACUUUUCUAUGCCUACUACAUCUUUGUGCGACUCUGCAUUCCUCAGUUUCGCAACAGCAGUCAGGAAACCUUCAACCUCCGAGGGCUGGUUCUCUGCAUCUUCAACUCCAUCCUGCCAGGUGUGCUGAUUCUCUUCCUGGUGUUCUUUGCAUUCCUUCACUGUUGGCUCAACGCGUUUGCCGAGAUGCUGCGCUUCGCAGACAGGAUGUUCUACAAGGACUGGUGGAAUUCCACGUCCUAUGCAAACUACUACAGAACCUGGAACGUGGUAGUACAUGACUGGCUCUAUUACUAUGCCUACAGGGACUUCCUUUGGUUUUUUGGAAAGAAGUUCAGAGCAGCAGCCAUGCUGUCUGUCUUCACCGUGUCAGCUGCUGUGCACGAGUACGUCCUCAGCAUCUGCUUUGGCUUCUUCUAUCCGGUUCUCUUCUGCUUGUUUACGUGCUUUGGAGUGGUCUUCAACUUCACCCUUAAUGACCGUCGGAAAGGGCCCUUCUGGAAUGUGAUCAUGUGGACUUCCCUCUUCCUGGGCCAAGGUGUCAUCAUCUGCCUCUACAGCCAGGAGUGGUAUGCCCGCCAGUACUGCCCCACAGAAAACCCCACAUUCCUGGACUACUUAAAGCCACGCUCGUGGUCGUGUCAUAUGAAGAUGUGAAAAUGGGGUGCUCUGGCCAUGUCAUCACAGAAAAACAGAGGUGUCCUCCAAGUAUUUGGACCAAUGAUCUAACUCACUACAGACUUUUUCUAAGGGAAGUUGUGCCUCCUGAUUAUUGGGGAGAAACUGUAAUUUUUUAAAACAUUGCUGGAGCAAACCAGUUGACCUGGAUUGCAACAGACUUCAAAGGCAGCAUCUAUUACAUGCUGUCCCACUUUGAGCCAUUUCCAUGCCAGUAAAACAUUGAGCUGAAGGUGGAGUCUACUGGAAUCCUACUCAUCCAGGGGUCCCCCCAAGUUGCUGCUUUUCUGGACAAGAGGCAAGCUAGUCAGAUUUGCUGGUAGCUCAUUGUUGGUAUCCGUCCAUCUUUCUUAGCCAUCCCUUUGCAGUUUUUUUCUCCUUUUUUGUAAUGGGAUGUCUACAAAACUUGUGUUCUUCAUGAUCCUGCCUGCCACUGAGACGUGGACAGAUGGCAGAGCAACAGGGUAUUUGCCUCCUUGCUCUGAAGAUGGCCAAAGUUUUCCUGGCUGCUUCAAACUGUAUCCUGUGUAUGUUGGCUGCCAACAGAUAUAAAAUGGGCAGAGGAAGAGGGGUUGUCACUGUGCUUGUGGCUGCAUUGCAGAGUCAGGUUCAGAAGCAGGGUGUGGUGUGUGCAGGCUUUAUAUGACUUUUUACACCAAAAGUUUGUUUUCUCUGUAUUCAUUUAGUUCCCAACUGCCUUACACCAUUUUUGUUCUCUGAAGGCCCUUGUGAGUUGAGGAAUACUUUUUCUUCUUGCUCUUCCUUUCUCCUGCUCUAGAUAAUCAAUUUUUUAACAUGAUAAACUUGUAAAAGAGCUUUUGCUUUAAUUUGGCAGGUGCUUUAAGGUAUACAGGUUGCUAAGGGUUUCUUUAUUAAGAAAAACUUGAAAUACUCUGACCCAACCAUAAGAAAAUGGGAUCAGCUUUACAGGUACAGAGCAUGAUCUCGUUUGAAAUGGCCACGUGCAGUCCAGUGUGCCCAUGUGUGUUGGAGCAGCUUCUAAUGCUGCUGAGGAAAGGAGGACUGGCCCACAGCUGAUUUGUCACCUGCCUGUGUCUGCCCUGGCAUCAGAGGGGGCUGCAGGUGGAGAUCAGCUUCCUGGGUACUGUCCUCUUGGUGCAGAGGGAGGACAUCCUCCCAUACACACCAGUAAGGGCAGGGGCUGUGUGUGAGUUUGGGGUUUCCAGAACAAUCAGUCAGAGUCCCUUCAGUUCCCUUGUUCUCAGGUGCUAAACAGAACAGGGAACUUCCAGUGUGUCUGGGUACAGAUCGCUCCAGUUUUACUGGAACUGCAGCUCCUGUUACUGGAGACAGGGCCACCUGAUGGACAUACCCUAACUUUGGUGAAAAGGGCCACCUGACAGAGAAUCCAGACCUUUGGUGACAAAGAUUUUAGAAUUACUCAAAUGCUGCCAGAAACUGCCAGUAGAGAACAGCAUUUCCUUACUGCCUACAGCCCUGGGUGUUUCAUACCAGCAGUAUUGGGACCAUUGAUGGACUUGUCUCCCAAGCCACUUCAGACUCUCCUUUGGGCUUCUGUUUUCACUAACCUAAGUCAGAAGUAAGUUCAUGAAAGCUAGGGAAUACUUUAACUCUUCCAAGUUUUCAGUCUUCUGUAAGAAGGAAUCAUGCUCUGGAGAAAAGACAUUGUACCGGGUCAAAUUUGCCAAAUAGUGUUUCUGUGUGAGGUUCUCUUUUGGAAACAUCUCCUGCUAGAAACUGUUUGAUGAAAUAGUUGAAGUAAUUUCAGAGGAAGGGGUUCAUGUAUAUACUCAAAUUUGGCAGUAUUAAAUCAAAUUGAGCAUUAAAUUGAUUACUUUAUCCUCA